Messenger RNA from Rubroshorea leprosula, 1388 nucleotides. The record is from the annotation of a GenBank genome assembly. Lineage: Eukaryota; Viridiplantae; Streptophyta; Magnoliopsida; Malvales; Dipterocarpaceae.
CACCAUAAACUAGACCGAAAUCUAGCUGCGUAUGUACCAAUCUGCCAUGGAAACCCAAGAAGCACCGCUCCACGUAGCCAUGGUGGCCGCUCCGGGCAUUGGUCAUGUGAUCCCACUCACUGAGUUAGCAAAGCGACUUGUUCACCACAACUUUGCUGUAACCUUCUUUGUCCCCAAUGAUGGCACGCCCAUGAAACUUCAGAAGCAACUUCUUCAAUCCCUCCCUAAGUCCAUUUCCUCUGUGUUUCUCCCUCCACUUAAAUUUGACGAGGAUGUCCCCGCCGAGGUGAGGAUCACACUCAGCCUCACUCUCUCAAUCCCAGCUCUUAGAGACUCGUUUAAGGCCUCGACCAAGUCAACUCAAGUGGUGGCCAUGGUGGUCGAUUCAUUUGGCAUGGAUGCAUUUGAUGUGGCUAGAGAGUUCGGCGUUGAGCCUUAUGUUCUCUUCACCACGAACGCCAUGGCGUUAUCUUUUGUUUUUCAUUUACCUAAGCUCGAUCAAAUGUUUUCGGAUCCUGCAUCGAAUCUGCCACCGGUUUACCCUGUUGGACCAAUGGUACAAACCGCUUCAGCACACCUGGUUGAUUGGUCUAAUAAUUGUUUGAAGUGGCUAAAUGAACAACCUAGUGGGUCGGUUCUGUAUGUUUGUUUUGGAAGCGGAGGGAUUCUUUCCCAAGAGCAGCUAAAUGAACUUGCGAUGGGUCUGGAAAGGAGCGGACAAAGGUUUUUAUGGGUUGUAAAAAGUCCAGAUGAUAAAGCCACAAACGCCACUUACUUCAGCUUAGAAAGUAUCAAGGACCCAUUUGACUUUUUGCCCACUGGGUUCCUGGAAAGGACCAAAGGGACGGGCCUUGUGGUUCCAUCUUGGGCCCCUCAGGUUCAGGUAUUGAGCCAUGGUUCGACUGGGGGGUUCGUGACUCACUGUGGUUGGAACUCAACCCUGGAAGGCAUCGUCCAUGGGGUGCCAUUGAUUGCCUGGCCGCUCUAUGCCGAGCAAAGGAUGAAUGCGGUACUCUUAGCUGAUGAUUUGAAGGUGGCGUUGAGGGUUAAGGUGAAUGAACAUGGCGUUGUGGGGCGAGAAGAUAUUUCGAAAUAUGCAAAGGCGCUGAUUGAGGGGGAAGAAGGGACAUUACUUCGAAACAGGAUGAGGAAAUUGAAGGAUGCUGCUAAAAUGGUUUUGAGCCCAGAUGGAUCGUCUGCAAAGUCAUUGGCUAAUGUGGUAGAAAUUUGGAAGAACCAGUGAAAAUGAUUUACCUAGAAGCUGGCGGUAAUAACUAAUAAUGGCGUUGUAAAUUUUCCAAGCUUUGUAAUUCUAUGUAAAACCUGUGAACAAUUUAAGUUUGUGAAAUAAGAGAUUUCAAUGAAGGAAAUAUAAGGGAAGGCUUUAC